Messenger RNA from Aegilops tauschii subsp. strangulata, 808 nucleotides. RefSeq lists its product as uncharacterized. The record is from RefSeq and is a predicted model, not a curated record. NCBI's taxonomy places the organism in Eukaryota, Viridiplantae, Streptophyta, Magnoliopsida, Poales, Poaceae. Gene Ontology annotation, molecular function: enzyme inhibitor activity.
CAGUGCAUAUCCUUCUAUAUACAUUUAUCUCUACCUAUUUUUUCUUGAGUACAGUUUGGGGGUUCUAGGUAGCCUUGCACCAAUGGCGACAACUUUGAAGUCCUCCAUCAUCUUCUCUGCUAGUGUAUUCAUGCUCCUUUCCAUGGCCAUAACCGCUAAGGCCAAUGUCUCUAGCGGUGCAAGGGCCAAGGUGACCAACCUAAUGAUGCAAGCAUGCAAGAAUGCAUCAGCCUACAGUCGUGAUGGCGACCUCCGUAGCGUCACACAGGAAUUUUGCUUAUCGACCCUGCAAUCGAACGAUCGGAGUGUUGAUGCUAAGGACCACCUUGAACUGGUGCUCAUCACGAUUGACAUCCUUAAAGGCCGCCUCACUACUGCAACUCGCAAUGUCGAGAAAAUGCUAGAAUAUUCUAAGAAAGGCACAAUGACUGCACGUGACCUCAGUUUAUGCAAUGAGCACUAUGAUACCACAGUGAAAAUCAUCAACAUGUGUGAUGCCAUGGUCAUGGACUAUCGAGCGGACAAGGGCGGGAUAAAGCCCUUUCAGCUUCCUCGUUGUGUUGAUAGAGCGGGCUUCCCCGUCUACGAUUGUAGGAUCAUUAUGCUCAUAGAUAUGCCAUGGGCGGAUGCCCUGAUAAAUGAAAAUGUUGAAAUGACCAUGCUGGUCAACCUCAACUAUGCCUUGCUAGCACCAUAUGAUGGUAAUGCUUAAUAUAGUGCUUGUUUUGUAUGUGACAAAUGAUGUUGUAGCGACAUCAAUGUUAGUUUCAUUUUGAAUAAUAAAAGUUCGGUUGUCACCUUUCUUUUA